AUGUCAACUAAAAAAUGGGAACCACGUAAAAAAGGAGAACCACAUCCUUCUAUAGCAGGUAUAUUUAAAGCUGAGACACUGGGGCGACAUCCAAAACAACGUGAAUGCUUCUUUUUGCUUAAUGGUCGAGUGUUCAGUACGUAUCAAGAUGCAUGUCGUGAGUUGCAACUUUUAGAAGAUGACAAUUAUUGGGAUCUGACACUUGCUGAUGCAGCUUUAACGUCCUCGCCAAGUUUUAUUCGUCAACUAUUUGCCAUCAUUUUGACGACAUGUUUUCCAACACAGUCAUCUAUACUGUGGGAAAAAUAUAAAAACUACAUGACUGAAGAUAUACUAUACCAACUUAAACAAACAAACCAAUGUCCAAAACUAGAUUCCUCACCAAAUAUGUAUUAUGAUCUCAAAUUCAUCACUUAG
This is a messenger RNA of Eupeodes corollae, 417 nucleotides long. RefSeq lists its product as uncharacterized. Bases 1 to 417 code for a protein of 138 amino acids. The record is from RefSeq and is a predicted model, not a curated record. The transcript has 2 exons. Lineage: Eukaryota; Metazoa; Arthropoda; Insecta; Diptera; Syrphidae.